Messenger RNA from Dunckerocampus dactyliophorus (ringed pipefish), 595 nucleotides. RefSeq names its product NADH:ubiquinone oxidoreductase subunit B7 (gene ndufb7). Bases 145 to 513 code for a protein of 122 amino acids. Gene Ontology annotation, cellular component: mitochondrion. The record is from RefSeq and is a predicted model, not a curated record. The transcript is spliced from 4 exons. Lineage: Eukaryota; Metazoa; Chordata; Actinopteri; Syngnathiformes; Syngnathidae.
UUUAUCCUAAGUUCAACGAAGCCCGGGAGGUUGUAGUGGAACGUUGUUGUCUGCUUCUUGGGGAAGACAUUUCUGAAGUACACAUAAGAGCUGUUUAUUUCCGGUUGAAGCGGAAGCGGAUGCAAGGGAUUUGUUGUCGGAAACAUGGGCGCUCACCUGGUUCGACGGUAUGUCACCGAAACAGACACCGAACCUGACCCAGCGAAGAAAUUCGAGUUCGACCCCCAAUUUGGGUUUGCUGAAAGGAAAGAGCGAGAGAUGGUAGCCACUCAGGAGCAGAUGAAUUUAGCCCAGCUGCCGUUGGAGCAGAGGGACUAUUGUGCUCAUCACCUCCUCAAGUUCAUGAAGUGCAAGAGGGACAACUGGCCCAACUUCCUAGCCUGCAAGCAUGAGAAGCACGACUGGGACUACUGUGAACACCAGGACUAUGUGAUGCGGAUGAAGGAGUAUGAGAGGGAGAGGAGACUCCAGCUGAGGAAGAAGAGAAUUGAGGCCCAGGCUGAAGCUGCAUAAUGAAACUCAUCCUGUUCCUUCCUCUCUGUAUAUAACUAAUGCUGUUCACAUUAAACAGUGCCUCAUAGUGAGCUGUAAAUAA